UAGUCACAUUGACAGUGACUGUAGUGUCUCAUAUAGUCUGGACAAGAGUGUGCUAUAUAUAUAUGCUAUAUUAUAAUGACAGUAGGGGAAGCUAAAGAAGAGUCUUUUCUAACUAAAUAUUAAAACUAUGGGCUAAGAAAGAUCUUUUUGAAAGAAAUAAUUGAAAUCUAUACUACAGGUCAGGGCCAGAAAUUAACUUUUCUAUUAAGGGCCAAUAUUUGCUCUCUGGAAUUUAUUUCCAGGGGCAUUUUUUACAUUUGUGAGGGCACUUUUUAUAAAUCACCUUAUUAUUAUAAUCACCAUACUGUGUUGUCUUUAAUGUCAAAUACUUGAAUUUACUCAACGGCAGAAGGUGUGGGAACUUUAGCCGCUGCGGCCAAGACCCGCCUAAGUGAACAUGUGACUGACAGGUAAAGCAACCAAUCAUGUUUCAUUUUGUGCCGUCAUGUUUAGGGGGCGUGGAAAUGUUGCCACAGUAACAGCACAGUGUGUAAAACUCUUUGACUUAUUUUAACGAUUCUAUGCCGCAAACUUUAAAAUGUUCACAUACUUUUGAAAAUCCAGCGUUUAGUUAAUCCUAAUAGACGGUUGUCGUCACAUGUGUAAACACGACAGCUUCUUCUUUCGUGAGGGGGUUUGGCACCACAGCAUUUUUUUUUCCAGGCAGAACGUAAAAGAACGCGACGCACGUCUCCCGGAAAUCCUGUAUAAUCGAACCAAUCCGAUGACGACUUCGAAACUCCUGAAGUGUUUCCAGCUAAGUAUGCUUCAUGCAUCAGACGUUUAGCCAACGUUCCAUGGGCGUCACGUCUGAGGCUAAGACUAGGACCUCAUAGGGCUGCAGUAUUAUGACAAAAAUCAUUAUUUUUUGCUUUUUAUAUUGUAAUAAUGAUUAUUAAUAUAGAUAUAGAAAACAAUCUAAAAUGUUUUUUAGUAUUAGAAGAACGUUUCCGCCACUGAAUAAAAAAUAAAAAAAGGUUAUUGCAACUUUUUAAUCUCACAAUUCUGACUUUUUUUCUCGUAAUUUCGAGAUAUAAACUUAAGUCAAAAUUGCAAGAUAUAAACUCACAAUUGGGAGAAAAAAGUCAGUAUUACGUGAUAUUGUGAGUUAUAAAGUCGGGAUUGCAACUUUAUAUCAAUUAUCGCAAUUAUAUCAGUCAUCGCAAUUCUGAGAAAUAAAGUCUGAAUUAUAAAGGCAGAAUUGCAAGAUAUAAACUGGCAAUUCAGAGAAAUAAAGUUAGAAUUGUGAGAUAUAAACUAAAUUGCGGAUUAUAAAGUCAGAAUUUGUGAGAGAUAAGUCGCAGUUAUGAGAAAAAAGUCUGAAUUGUGUGAUGUAAACUCGCAAUUGGGAGAAAAAAGUCAGAAUUGUGAGAUAAAAAGUCUCAAUCAUGAGAAAAAAAUCAUAAUUUUGUGAUAUUGAAAGUUAUAAAAUGAAGAUUGCUACUUCAUACAAAUUGCUGCAAUUACAUAAAUUAUUGCAAUUUUGAGAAAUAAAGUCGCAAAUGCGUGAUAUAAUCUUGCAAUUGGAAGAAAAAAAUCAGAACUGUGAGAUAAAAAGUUGCAAUUGCGAGAAAAAAAUAAUUUUGUGAUAUUGCGAGUUAUAAAAUCAAGAUUGCUACUUUAUACAAAUUACUGCAAUUACAUCAAUUAUCGCAAUUUUGAGAAAUAAAGUCGCAAAUGCGUGAUAUAAACUUGCAAUUGCGAGUUAUAAACAAUUCUGAGAAAUAAAGUUAGAAUUGUGAGAUAUAAACUAAAUUGCGAGUUAUAAAGUCAGAAUUGCAAGAAAAAAAGUUUCAAUUGCGUGAUAUAAACUCGCAAUUGGAAAAAAAAGUCAGAACUGUGAGAUAAAAAGUUGCAACUGCGAGAAAAAAAUUCUGAAUUGCGAGAUAUAAACUCACAAUUGUGAGUUAUAAAGUCAGAAAUGCAAGAUAAACACUCACAAUUGCAAGAAAAAGAGUCAGAAUUGUGAGAUAAAAAGCCGGAAUUCUGAGAAAAUUUUGUGAUAUUGUGAGUUAUAAAGUCAGGAUUGUGAGAUACAGACUUGGAAUUCUGAGAAAAAAGUCAGAAUUGCAAGACAAGGUGCAAUUGCGAAGAAAAAAAAUUCUGAAUUGUAUUACAAGUAAUGAGAUUUACGUAAUUACAUACUUUUAGUAUGUAACGAGUGAAGUAACACUGAAAAUGUAACUUUUUCUAUUAAAAACAAGCAAGCAAGCCCUGCCCAAAUUUAAAAAUGUGACAUUACUUUCCGUAAAAAGUAACUAAUGUUAUCAGUUACUGUUUUUAGUGAGUACUGCAAUAUUGUAAUACAUUACUUUUAAAAGAAACUUUUCCCAAUACUGCAUUGGAGUGUUAAAGACGUGUUUACAGACACUCGGAUUGUAUAUUCUAUAGCCUAUAAAAAUGGAAAAGAUUAUAGAGGAUUAUUAUAUCUCACAGCUCUGACUUUCUAGCACACAAUUGCGAGUUAAGUCCGAAUUGUGAGAAAUAAACUGUAAAUUCUGAGAACAUAUCAGUCUUUUUUCCCCUUAAAAUUCAACUUUAUAACUCGCAAUUUAAAAAAAAUCAUAAUUGUGAGAUAUAAAAGCUCAAUUCUGAGAAAAAAAGUCAGGUUUUUAUCUCACAAUUGUGACUUUAUAACUCACAAUUGUGAGUUUAUAUCAUGCAGUUCUGAGAAAAAAAGGCAGAAUUGCAAAUCUGAAUAAAGAGAUAAAAAUAACUUACUUUUUAUUCAGUGGCAGAAGUGGGCUUCCAUAGCACUGUUGCUUAUGAAUUCGCAAAUAUGUGCAAUCAACACAGCACUGAUGUUUUCAGUGUUGACUAAUGUAAGCUAAUGUAAGCAUCUUUGAUUGCCAAUGCAUUCCUAAGUUCAACAGAAACACGUUUGAUUGGUUAUAAGGGUCAAUGCUGUUCAAAACAGUGCAUAAAAGCAAUCUGAUGCAGUGAGGGUAUCAAAAUUUAAUACUGCAAAUUGACACUUUUUAUUCAUUUUCACAUUUCAUUUUAAUCGUGGCAGCCAUAAUACAUUGUUUAAUAGUGUAUAUUUUGCCCUUUUGUUUUGAAUUUAUGGAUCAUUUUUGCCACAAGCCCUUGUUCAUUUCUGACCCUGCUACAGAUACAGAGGGAAUGUUGCUGUACUGCUUUAUAUCACACACACACACAGCAAGCUGAUAAGAUGGGAAUGUUUAGAGCUGUUAGGAGUAGAAUGUCAGGACUUUUGAGUGAGUGAGAGGGUACAUGAUGGGAAGUGUGACAUAAACCAGCAGGUUGAACUCAGCUGUUAAAACAAAAGGAAGCUAAUAACCCUUCUGACAGAUGGUGGAACAAUCUCAUUUCUGUCCUUCUCUCAGUUUGUGCUGUUAGUCGAUCUGUUGAACAUGCAGUGGAAGUUUUGCCCUCAGCAAACCAAGAUGGAUCUUUGUGGACUAAAGGAGAUACUUUAUAGGAUCCAUAACUCUGUCAACAAGCUUCUGCAAUGGGCUCUGGUUCAGUUUACUGAUCUCACAGCUGGAUUACUGGCUCAUUUCUUAUUUAGACGGCAUUUUCACUUCUUCCUCUCUGUGCUGGUGAUGUUUGGACCUGUUCUGAGUCUCUGGGUCUCCAAAUACAGCAUAUUUGGCAACAAGAAUCACUACCUGUACAGGCUAUUCCUGCAUUCAUGCUGGGGCUGGACCUGUAUAUUAUGUGGCUCUUUCAUCUUUCUUCUCUCAUACUGCAUCAGAAACUCUAUCACUCACUCAGUCCGUCACCUCUCUCGACUUCUUGUGGCCGGGACGCUGUGGACAAUGUUCCGCCGUCUCCUCUCCUUCCUAGUGGACGCCUCUGGAAGCUGUUUUGAGCCACUACAAAGCCCCACAGAAGUCCACAGGAACCCCACCGAGCUUCUGAACUCUGAUACAGGCCCCUUAUUACUACUGAGAGAGGAAAAGGGUAAAGCAGCUUGCCUUAAAGCCGGGCUACAGUGGCAGGGAUGUGAGGUGUCUGAUGACAUCCUCAUUCUGAGUUUAUGUUGUUUAAUUCUUGCUGAAGAAAUAGAGGUUUUUGGGCCCUGCAUGUCUCUAGGAAAGCCUGUAGGGGUGCCGCUGAGGAUACUCUUCCUGUUGUGUGUGUUGUUGAUGAGUCUCUGGAUCUUCCUGAUCCUUUGCUUGCUAGCACACUUUCCGAUGUUCCCUUCCCAGCUAGUCGGAGGAGCUCUGGGGUAUCUGGGAUGGAAGGCCCUUUAUUAUAAGGGCUGGAGUGUUUUAAAGCCAGGCUGGUGCUGUCUUGGAAGACCCAAAGCUUUGCUUUCAGAAUAGCACAAGACAUUUACAUAUAGUUCACAAGAGAAAACAAUAGUUGAAUUUAUUAAAAUGACCCUGUUUAAAAGUUUA
Labeo rohita (rohu) is the source of this 4367-nucleotide messenger RNA. Its product is annotated as fat storage-inducing transmembrane protein 1. NCBI's taxonomy places the organism in Eukaryota, Metazoa, Chordata, Actinopteri, Cypriniformes, Cyprinidae. Gene Ontology annotation, cellular component: endoplasmic reticulum membrane. Gene Ontology annotation, biological process: lipid storage; phospholipid biosynthetic process; lipid droplet organization. The coding region runs from base 3375 to 4292 and encodes 305 amino acids. The record is from RefSeq and is a predicted model, not a curated record. The transcript has 2 exons.